This is a messenger RNA of Theileria parva strain Muguga, 4821 nucleotides long. RefSeq names its product Sel1 repeat family protein. Gene Ontology annotation, molecular function: protein binding. The coding region runs from base 139 to 4821 and encodes 1560 amino acids. The record is from RefSeq and is a predicted model, not a curated record. Lineage: Eukaryota; Apicomplexa; Aconoidasida; Piroplasmida; Theileriidae. Gene Ontology annotation, biological process: ERAD pathway. Gene Ontology annotation, cellular component: endoplasmic reticulum membrane. The transcript is spliced from 3 exons.
AUUCAUCUAUUUUAAAUCUUUCUUGUAAAUUAAUUUUAAAUAAAUAUCAAAAUGUUUUUAAUUUCAAUAUUUUAAUAUCGCAUAAUCACUUUUUCAACUGAAUAAUGUUAGUUUUCGUGUAAAUUAUACCUGAAAAUAAUGAUUAAAAUUUUAAUUUACUCCUUUCUAAUUUUAUUAUCACACAUUUGUCACUCGCAUCCGUCAAUCACUGAAUACUACGACAUUAACGAAGUUAACAAGUUAUCGCAGCUUGAGCUUGAGAGAUCUCACUUUGAAAUAGCUCUACACUCGAAUCUGCAGAUUACCGAGUACGGGUUCUUUGACUUUUCACACCCCUUUAAUGGAAGGUCGAUAAGGAUCGCAGGUAUAUUACUUCCUCGUGAUAUUGAGGUAUACCUGCGCAUACUAUCCUCGCCAGUUCUCCAUAAUCCUCCAUAUAACAUUUCACUGGGUCAGGAUGAACGUUUGAUGAGGCAUCUGGGCUUUGUAAAGGGAGUGGUAAAGCUGCCACAAACUGGUGCAGCCUAUGAAAUAAUAGAGCGGAUUUUGAGGAACCAAGUGUCAUCUUUAAGUAGGAUAAAGGACCUUUAUAGGCCUGAACAGACUUGGCCUACAUAUUUGGAUAACAGAGCAGCCUACACAAAUUUGUGGAAACAUGCCACUAACCUGUUUGCAGUAAAAUUAUAUCCAGUGGAUAUUACAAGGUAUUACAUUUUAAACGGUGAAUUAUACUAUUUCAAGUACCAGAUCUCAUUUGAUAAGACCAAGUUCCAGGAUCUAUGCCUAAUUCUUGGAUACUGGAACUUCGACAACAUCUCAAUUCCAGACUAUUUGAUAAAGGAAUUUGACUUCGAGAUUAGUCACCACGACAGGUCCAACUACCCUGAAUCGUUUUUCUGCAAACUCUCUCAACAGGACAAUGAUUUAAGUAAUAACAAACUUUACAAGAAGUACAACAAAGUUCAGACUACGAGUAAUGAAAAUUCAGACCUUGAGGAGUUUUUUGACCUGGACUUUGACAAUUCGCUCUACAACUCUGAAAGCGACGCCGCAGAGGAUUUAGAUGAUAAUUUCACCGUACAAGAUAUUACUCACACAGUUUAUAACCUUAAUAAUGGAGUAACUAGCUUUAAAAACCCAGUUGACACAGUUUUUACUAGUCAUUUUUCAACCACCAGUCCAGCAAACCUUCAAAACAAUUACAACACUAGUGUUGAUCCUGAUGCAAUUCACCUUGAUGUUGAUAAGAUCAAAUCUCAACCAUACCAUAACAACUCAGUAAAUUAUUCUCCUGAUUCACCACAUGACAACAGUAACCCCUCACAUGAUAACAACUCGUCACGUGAUAACGCUACAGCCUAUAAAAAUAUCUCUGCACAUACUACGUCUUCACCUGAUGAGUUUGAUGAUAGAUAUAGAGUGUCCCAUUGGGUUGGAGGGUUGAGUAUGGAGCACGCGAUGAGAGAGGAGGCGAAGAUGGUGGCCAGAGUCCUGAUAAAAAUAUUAUAUAAAGCGACUCGAAACAUGAUGAAGUCUCAUAAUAUUGAUAUUUCGUCAAUCCAGAGGGAUAGGAUAAAGUUAUACAAGACAACUUUAUACUCACCCUCCGUUAAAAAAUUGAGGAAUAUGAUUAAUAACUCGAGGCUCCUGACUAAUAAAUAUGACGGAAUUCUACUAGACGAAGAGGCCGAGGAGAUAUUAUUCGAGUCGGGCUCAAAGUAUAAAGUGUAUUGGAACUUCAAAAACGACUCGCUAUAUAAUAAGAGGACAGUUUCAGACCGUUCAGCAGAUUUAUCGGAAAGAUUUAUCGACGACCUGCUCUUUGAGCCGAAUAGAUUUUACAACAGACUAAUUAACAUUUCUGGGGACUCGAUAGAUUUUAAGGAGGCUUAUGAUAUCCUACUAUCACUAACACAGGAAACCACUCCAUACACUCCCAACCAUAUUUUCUCAAACCCGCAGAAUUUUAAUAGUGUUCUCGGAGUUAAUAAGUAUAAAUAUGUGUAUAACAAUGCGAAUGUAAAAUUUUCGAGAAGAAUUGACACUAUGGUCGGUAAGGUUUUGGAGCAGUAUAAAAGUUUGCCUUCAAAUACCAACAGUUUAUUGAGAGGAAGAGCCAAGUGUUUAAUGGCAUUUUUGUAUUUAUUUGGUGUGUCAGAUAGUAAAGGAGUUGUUAACUUUCCACACGGCUGGCCAAGACACAUUAAGAAGUCAAUGUCACUUUUAAUUAGUGGAAUGUCAUCGCCGUGCGGACUUUGUAAUACUCUGCUAGGGUUCCUAGCGUCAAUUGGGUUCCCGCCAGUCUCCAACAACAUGUACGCCUGGGAAACUAGGAAAAACGAUGAGGAAACUACCGUGUAUCAGUUGAUUUCGGGGAAUUUGUACAACUCAUUCCUCAAAUAUUCCAGUGACGCUGUUGAUAUUCCCAAUUUCGACUAUAUUGCCAGUAAAUCCAAGAGUACCGACAAAGUUAAAGUUUCUAGUGACAAAACUGAGUCUGAUUCUGGUGACAAACCCAACACAGGAGAUUCACAAGAUAAGGGGAAAACAAAUGACACAGAUGCAGAUGUGUUGGUUGACAGAAGUGGUUACGACUUGCCGUUGUUGUGUUAUUUGAGUGGCAGUUAUAAGAACGAUGAGUUGUCAAGUUUGGCGUAUAGUUAUUACAUUCACAGUGGGAUUGGGAACCCGAGUAGAACGUGCCAAAAGUCAGCUCAAUCUUCAAUUAACAGAUCACCAAAGAAUGUCGGAAUGAUGUGUUUAGAGGCGAUACCAUAUGCAAUUGAGUCUGCAAAAUCAUCAAUGAAAAAUAAACAUGACCAGUUUCAUGACACGAGCGACGAGUACAAGAGUAAGAGGUAUGCCGAGUUUAUUAAGAAGUUAUCGCACAUGGGAGACUCGGACGGUCUAAGGAUGAUGGGGGACUUUUAUUACACAGGCCAUGAACAGGCUGGAAUUAGGCGAAAUUACCAACAGGCAAUUAACUUCUGGUCAAGAGCAGCAGAAUCUGGUGAUCCCUCCUCAGCCUUAGCAAUUGCACAUCAUCACUUAUCUAACCUUCAAACUGAUGAUUCAGGCCAUUCUGCAGUUCAAGCCGAACGCUACCUCAGAAUGGUCCUCAACUCCUCUUCACCAACCUCGAGUGCGUUUAGUACUGCGAAUUUUUACUUGUAUCGACACGGUUUGGGUCAACCUAGAGAUUCCGGAAUGGCUGCUAGGUAUCUACGAGAGUCUGCAGACAGAGGUGACGUGAAUUCGAUGGUUCUGAUGGGACACGCAUAUGCGGGGAUUCUGACAGACGUGACGCCGCCAGAGGGGAGGAACAUUUUCAUGUCAUUUUACUACUACAGAAGAGCUGCGCAGUCUGGGAAUAUCGUAGGUCUUUUCAACUCCGCAGUUUUCACACUCCACGGCUAUGACCUGGAGUACACCAGUGCUCUGGACAGGUGCAACGAGGCGUAUAAGCUGUUUUCCAGGGUUGCUAGGAUGGGCACAAUGUCAACCACUCUUAAAGUGCUCUCCAAGAGGGCCAAGAAUAAUAAUGACAAGAUCGGCCACGUGCUGAUGAAUAUGCUCCUGAGUGAGAUGGGUGACUCUAACGCACACCGUGAGCUUUCUAAGCACUUUAAGACUAAUUCGGUGUUCUGUUACACUGAGAGUCUUGACCCUGACAUCACAUCUCCCACCACACUCUUCAGCGCUAAAAACACCAGCAACGCCAGUAACCCAGUGACGUUUAAGAACUUCCAAAUCAUACAAGACUUAAUGUCAAAGUCUAAUAUUUCAGAUAGGGAUAACACGUUUUAUGACGCUCAGUCUGAGAGUUUAACUAGAGGCUCGACACUGGGUAACAUGGGCGCCAAUACUAACCUGACUGGCACUCUGACAAACACUUCACCCAGAGUUUCUUACCAGGAUAGAAAUGAGGUUAACAGACUUACUAGGGAAAUUAGGAUGUUAAACAUGGUUAGAGUUACUGAAAUGCCAGAGGAUCCUGAAGUUGACUUACGAUCAAGGGGGCUCUGGAACAGAGACGAUAACCAAAACGUCUCCAUUUUCGAAGCACUCAUGGCUGGGAAAAAUGCCAAUUCUCCACCAAACGUUGAGAAUCAAGAUGGUAUAUCAGAUUCCACCGUAAAUAGUACUACAAAUGGCCAAACCACUACAACUAAACAAAAUCCCACCACGCCAAGCACCACAAAACCACGUCCAAACAAUUCCUACGUAUCAAACACUGACGAAUCUGUGGUCACGGGAAUGUUCGAGAGCGAACAUGGAAAGGCAGAGUCAGGCGGUUGUUACUACUAUUACAGUAGGAGAGGAGCGUAUUCACCGCAGAAUUCCACCCCGUUAUUGCUGGCGGAAGCGCUUUUGAGUGGGAAGCCCUGGCUACCUUCUGAGGCUCUGUUCUGGGCCAAAAGGUCCAAGGAGUCUGACAGCUUAAAGGGCAGCUACAUGUACGCCACGAUGAUGGAAGCGGGACUUGGCGCGCCUAAAAACUGUCAAGCUUCCUUCAAGAUAUUCAAGGAGUUUAUGUCCAGUAAGUCACGAGGUGAGCGAAUUCUAGGCCUGGUGUGCAUUUUAAGGAAUAAAAUCAUUAGUAAAGUUAGACACCCUCACUUUCUGUACACUUUCCUGGUCAAAUUCCUCUAUGACUCUUACGCAUAUAAUAAUAUCACACACUCGUCUUACACGCCCUGUGAUUACACCUUUUUCGAUUACGACCGAAUUCCACCCUCCGGACUCAAGCUGCUCUCGCUCAUUUACUUCCUCAUUGUGCUCUUUACACUCGUUGUAUACUUUAAAAUCACCUCACACUAA